UGCUCUGCUUGCUUUCCCCAUUCACUGCUCACUCUGCUCGCCACUCUGCUCACUCUCUCUAGAGGUGAGAGCUGAGCAAUGGCGUCCAGGGCGCUGUUGCUCGCCGUGGCCGUGGUGGUGGUGGCGGGGUGCGCGGUGGGGCUCUCCGGCGCGACGGACCACAUCGUGGGGGCCAACCGCGGGUGGAACCCCAACAUCAACUACUCCAGCUGGUCCGCCAACCAGACCUUCUACGUCGGCGACCUCAUCUCGUUCCGGCACCAGAAGGGGACGCACAACGUGUUCGCGGUGAACGAGACCGGCUACGACAACUGCACCAUGGACGGGGUCACCGGCAACUGGACCUCCGGCAAGGACUUCAUCCCGCUCCCGCACCCCGGCACCUACUUCUUCAUCUGCGGCAACGGCUUCUGCCAGGCCGGCAUGAAGGUCGCCAUCACCGUCCGCAUCUUCGAUCUCGGCCCAGAGAUCUACCCCCCGCCCGCCCCCGGCGCCGACAAUCCCCCCUCCUCCUCCUCCUUCGCCGCAGGGGCGUGGCCGGCAGCGGCAGCGGCGGCCACCGCGCUGGGAGCUGCUGCCAUCAUUGCCCUUUAGUUCCUAGGAGUAUCAUCUGCAGCAAUUGACCGAGACGUGGUCUCUAAUCUAGUAUAACUAGUUGGGGCGCAUUUAACUAGCUAGCUUUCCUGAUGUAAUGUAACCGCAUCUGCAUUUCGAGUAUCAGUAGAAUGUACUCAUGGAUGACCA
Messenger RNA from Aegilops tauschii subsp. strangulata, 744 nucleotides. Its product is annotated as mavicyanin. NCBI's taxonomy places the organism in Eukaryota, Viridiplantae, Streptophyta, Magnoliopsida, Poales, Poaceae. The record is from RefSeq and is a predicted model, not a curated record. Gene Ontology annotation, cellular component: plasma membrane. Gene Ontology annotation, molecular function: electron transfer activity.